AUGGGAUCCAUUGCUGCUAUUGCUCGGAAUUCAGUGGGACAUACUCUUGGAUGGUAUACUAGACGUAUCACAUAUCCUUUAACUUUGGAAUAUUUAGCUUGUAGAGAAGCUAUGCUGCUUGAUAACAAUAAGAGUUUUCAUUCAGUUGACAUUGAAUCUUCACUUAUGGACGUGAAAAAUACAUCUUCCCAAAGUAUUAAUGUUAAUGAUGAUGAUCGAGGUAAAGAGGUUAGUGAAAUCAUAUCUUUGCCUUAUGUGGGAAUGGAAUUUGAUUCUUUGGAUGCUGUCGAACUAUUUUAUAAAUCAUUUGCAAAGGAAAAAGGUUUUGGAAUUCAUAUUCAAUCAAGUGUUAUUGGCUCUCAAAGCAAUAAAGUAAUAAGUCGUACUUAUGUAUGUUAUAAUGAAGGCCACUAUAAAGAAGAGAGCAAAAAUGAGGGAACAAAUCUCAGAAAAAGAUGCUCUACUUUAAGAACAGAUUGUGGAGCAAUGUUUAAGGUUUCAAAGGGGAAAGAAAUGAAGUAUUAG
This is a messenger RNA of Hevea brasiliensis (rubber tree), 525 nucleotides long. Its product is annotated as protein FAR1-RELATED SEQUENCE 5-like. NCBI's taxonomy places the organism in Eukaryota, Viridiplantae, Streptophyta, Magnoliopsida, Malpighiales, Euphorbiaceae. The record is from RefSeq and is a predicted model, not a curated record. The transcript is spliced from 2 exons. The coding region runs from base 1 to 525 and encodes 174 amino acids.